Dichomitus squalens LYAD-421 SS1 is the source of this 246-nucleotide messenger RNA. RefSeq lists its product as uncharacterized. The record is from RefSeq and is a predicted model, not a curated record. NCBI's taxonomy places the organism in Eukaryota, Fungi, Basidiomycota, Agaricomycetes, Polyporales, Polyporaceae. The annotation marks the transcript as partial. The transcript has a single exon.
CCAGGCAUUAGACGGUUCAUAUGGGAGCAUGCACAGGAUGUGCACCGGAUACUACAUCGAGUCGGACAUGCAGGAAUCAAGAUUUCAGGACUAAAAGCACAAGUCUGUAGACCAAAUGUGGUCAUAGUCGGACAAAAGUGCACCCCCGAAGGAAGAGUACCAGAAGACGACAAGGUGGACAAGGUCAGAAACUGGCCAGUGCCAAAGACAGUAAAGGAAGUGCGAGGAUUUCUAGGCCUCUGCGGU